AUGAACACACUAUUCCGAUUCCUCGUCUCCCUCACCCUCCUCCAGGUCGCCUUGGCCGGGGUCCUCCCGCGCGACGCGCACCGCAUCCUCAAGCCCACCGCCAAAGACCUCAACAAGAUCUUCACCUUUGAUUCCCCCUACCCGCCCCCAAACAAGGGCAACCUGCAGGUGCACGACCCCAACAUCAUCGAGGACGGGGGCCACCUCUACCUCUUCCAAGGCGGCAUCCACAUCCCCAUGUUCAAAGCGACCCAGAUGUCCGGGCCCUGGGAGGCAAUCGGGACCGUCCUCGAGAAGGACUCCAUCAUCGAGAAGAAGAACAACAGCCGGCCCUGGGCCCCGAGCGUCGCCAAAUGGAACAACCGGUUCUACUGCUUCUACGCGAUCAGCCCGGGCGGCAGCCAGGACAGCGCGAUCGGGUACGCCACGGCUUCGACGCUCGAGGGGAAUUGGACGGACCACGGGGCGCUGAUCAACACGGGGACCGGGCCGGGGUCGCGGCUUGCGCCGUUCAAGAACACCAACGCGAUCGACCCGGCGUUCAAGGUCGACGAGAAGAGCGGCGCGCUGUAUCUCAUCUACGGCUCGUACUGGGACGACAUCUACAGCGUGCGGCUGGAGAGUCGGAAGGACGGCACGCUAGCGGUGAAGGACAAGGACGCGGACAAGAGCAAGAGCAAGAGCAAGAGCGCGGACGUGGUACCGGAUGCGACGCAGUUGAGUUGGAUGCCGGGGGCGUGGAAGCCGCAGGAGGGCGCGUUUGUGAGCUACCACAAGCCGUAUUAUUAUCUGUGGUUUAGCCAGGGGGUGUGUUGUGAGUUGCUGCAGAGGGGGUUUCCCUUGAAGGGCGAGGAGUAUAGUAUCCGCGUCGGUCGGUCCGAGAAUAUCAACGGCCCGUUUGUCGAUCGGAAUGGCAAGAAAUUGCUCGAGGGAUAUAGCGAGGUCGUGUACGGGUCGAACAACGGUAAUGUCUUUGCGCCGGGAGGCGUGGGUGUCCUUCCUGGGAACAAGGAGCGGCCGGAUAUCCUGUAUCAUCAUUACUUUGACGGGAAGAUCGGAUUCCACGAUAAGGAUACGCAGCUUGGAUGGCAUCACCUCGAGUACAAAGAUGGAUGGCCUGUUCUCAAGAAACAAGAUCCGCCAGUCACCGUGGCGCGUCCGAUGCAGCUGACCUUUCCUGGUCUGACUUAUCUGGUUGAGGUUGUUUAA
This is a messenger RNA of Aspergillus clavatus NRRL 1, 1209 nucleotides long. RefSeq names its product putative endo-arabinanase. The coding region runs from base 1 to 1209 and encodes 402 amino acids. The record is from RefSeq and is a predicted model, not a curated record. NCBI's taxonomy places the organism in Eukaryota, Fungi, Ascomycota, Eurotiomycetes, Eurotiales, Aspergillaceae. Gene Ontology annotation, biological process: carbohydrate metabolic process. The transcript is spliced from 5 exons. Gene Ontology annotation, molecular function: arabinan endo-1,5-alpha-L-arabinosidase activity.